Messenger RNA from Pediculus humanus corporis (human body louse), 1035 nucleotides. Its product is annotated as Nicotinamidase, putative. The record is from RefSeq and is a predicted model, not a curated record. Lineage: Eukaryota; Metazoa; Arthropoda; Insecta; Psocodea; Pediculidae. Gene Ontology annotation, molecular function: calcium ion binding. Bases 1 to 1035 code for a protein of 344 amino acids. The transcript is spliced from 7 exons.
AUGGAUCCUACUGAAAAGAUUAACUCUGUCCUAGUGAAUGUGGUGGAAAGUGAUAGUAUGGAUGCUUGCUUUACUGCUUUUGAUAAAAAUGGUGAUGGAUCCCUUGAUAUGAAAGAAUUUAAUUCACUUUGUCGAGCUUUGUUUCGAAAUGAUCGUGGUAAAAUAUACGCUUUAGAUUCGGAAAAACUUCGAGAUAUAUUCGAGGUUUUCGAUCAUAAUGGAGAUGGUUUGAUAGAUAGAAAUGAAUUUGUUAAAUGCUGGAAUCACUGGAUAAAAAUAAUAGUACGUCCCGUAAACGCCUUCCUAAUAGUCGAUGUUCAAAAUGAUUUUAUUUCCGGUUCGUUAAACAUUAGCAAAUGUGCCGCCCAGCAAAAUGGUUCGGAUGUUAUAGAACCAAUAAAUCGUUUAUUAGACACGGUUGAUUUCGAUGCCGUUUUUUAUUCAUACGAUUGGCAUCCGGUUGAUCAUGUAUCAUUUAUCGAUAAUUUACCAAACAGAAAACUUCAUCCAUCGAGUAUGGUGACUGCUGAUAAAGCCCAACUUUACGAUACGGUAACUUUUGAAGGUCCCCCACUCAUGAAACAGAGACUUUGGCCUCGUCAUUGCGUUCAAGAUUCUUGGGGUGCCGAAUUACAUAAAGACUUGAAGGUCGUAGACGGUGCUAUAAAAAUUUACAAAGGUACAAAUCCAGAAAUUGAUUCCUAUUCUGUUUUUUGGGAUAAUAAAAAAAUUAAAAGGACAACAUUGGAUGAUCAACUACGUGAUAAAAACACAACGGAUAUUUAUGUUUGCGGUUUGGCUUAUGAUGUUUGCGUGGGUGCAACGGCUGUGGAUGCAUUGGCAAAUGGUUACCGUGUUAUUUUAAUAGAUGAUUGUUGCCGAGGUGUCGACAUGCGUGAUAUUGAAAAAACCAAAAAUAAUGUUAUGAUGAAUAAUGGCGUAAUAGUAGAAUCAACAAAGGUAAAAGCUAUGGUGGAAGGAAGAGAUCGAAGACCUGAAUUAGGUUACAAAUUGGCUAUGGAAUUAAAAAAUUAA